Schistocerca nitens (vagrant locust) is the source of this 4201-nucleotide messenger RNA. Its product is annotated as vesicular glutamate transporter 1-like. Gene Ontology annotation, molecular function: transmembrane transporter activity. NCBI's taxonomy places the organism in Eukaryota, Metazoa, Arthropoda, Insecta, Orthoptera, Acrididae. The transcript is spliced from 10 exons. Gene Ontology annotation, biological process: monoatomic anion transport; transmembrane transport. The record is from RefSeq and is a predicted model, not a curated record. Gene Ontology annotation, cellular component: plasma membrane. The coding region runs from base 214 to 1755 and encodes 513 amino acids.
AGUCCUUCUGUCAAACGUGCAAACCGGUAGGGGAGGGAUCUGUUGCAAGGUGCAACAACAGGUGUUCGAUAUGUUACCAUAUGGUUAGGUAAUUGUUACUAAAGCUGAUAAUAAAUGCACUGCAAGUUAAUUGUUGAAUGGAAUGUGGUAAAAUCGAAUGUCACGGCAAGGAUUUACGAAACUAUUUGCUAGAGAAUAUAAAAUCUUGCCAACAUGUGCCCCUCUGAUAUGGAGUCAGCUGCAGGACCAUCAAAUGAAAGUCCAACAGAACGGACAGCAAUACGCUCUUUUAUACAAGAGCAACAUGACCAGCGGACUGAGGCCACGUGGCGCUGGACAUAUGGACUGCCUCGUAGGUACUUUGUCGCACUGAUGGCUUUCCUUGGUUUCUGCAAUGUUUAUGCUCUAAGAGUCAACAUGAGUGUAGCCAUAGUGGCUAUGUCUUCCAACAGGACAUCUGUGGAUCAGAAUGGAACAAUAACAUAUAUCCAAGAGUUCCCCUGGGACAGUGAAAUGCAAGGUCUUGUACUUGGAUCUUUCUUCUAUGGCUAUAUAGUGACCCAGCUACCAGGAGGAUGGCUAGCUACACGCAUCGGUGGUAAAAGACUUUUUGGGCUUGGACUUGCUGCUACUUCAUUCAUCACUCUCUUAACUCCUGCACUUGCACGUGGAAGUGUGUACCUACUUGUUCUUGGGAGAGUUAUUGAAGGUUUGUUUGAGGGUGUGACUUAUCCAUCAAUACAUGCAGUAUGGGCACGUUGGGCUCCCCCACUGGAACGUAGCCGCCUGGCAACUAUAGCCUUUUCUGGAAGCUAUUUUGGGACUGUCAUUGCAAUGCCAGCAGCUGGAGUCCUUGCCGAUCAUGUGGGAUGGCCAUCGAUCUUCUAUGUUUUUGGUGUGGUGGGUCUAUGUUGGUGCAUUGCAUGGGGUGCCUUUGUAACUGAGACACCACAGCAGGACAGAAGGAUUACUGAUGAAGAACUUGAUUACAUUCGGUCUUCCGUUGGCCCUCAGGCCAACCACAUAAAGGUGGACAUGGUGGUACCAUGGAAGCGUUUCCUGACAUCAUUACCAGUAUGGGCAAUAAUGAUUGCCCAUUUCAGUGAAAACUGGGGUUUCUACACACUACUUACAGAACUUCCAACCUUCAUGAAAGAGCAGCUGGGUUUUGAUCUACAGUCUGCUGGUCUCCUGGGAUCACUACCAUACUUGGUCAUGGGCACUGUCGUGCAAGGUGGGGGCUGCCUCGCUGAUUGGCUGCGAGCAGGUGGUCAGCUGACAACCACACAAGUACGCAAGCUGCUCAACUGCGGUGCGUUCUCGUGCCAAACGCUUUUCCUGGUGGCUGCUGCACAUGCCACAACUCCUGCUACUGUUGUUGCCUGCCUCACUGGUGCUGUAGGAUUUGGUGGAUUUGCUUGGGCUGGAUUUAGUGUGAAUCACCUUGAUUUGGCUCCACAGUUUGCAAGCAUUUUGAUGGGAAUGAGCAAUACUGUUGCCACUUUGCCAGGGAUGAUCAGCCCACUCCUCACAGGAACCCUGGUUCAGCACAAGACACAACAAGAAUGGCAGUCAGUAUUCCACAUAGCAGCUGCUGUGUAUCUCCUUGGUGCUCUUUUUUAUGGCUUGUUUGCCUCUGGAGAACGGCAACGAUGGGCAGAAGAGCAGGAAACAAUUGCACUGUGUCCUGAUGGAGAUGAGCGUUCCCAUGCAUCGACAGAGGACUUGCCGUUUGGCACAGGGUCCUGCCAAUAAUGGAUAACAUUUGUGGGAUGGAUACAAGCUCCUGCAGCCUGCGGUUGCACACACAGUAAUCUUGUAUGGAUUAACCACACUUUCAGUUUUUCACAACUGAAGCAAAUGAAACAUGGUGUUGUUUCAUAGUUAGUAUUGCGUUAUUAUAUUUUAUUCGUGGCAUCAGAAAGCAGCCCACUGUCUGGUAUCGUGAAGAAAUACAGCUAUUAAAAGCCUAAAUACUGAUCAGUUCAAAAUAAAUAAGCUGCCUGCACAUAAUAUAGCUUCCUGAAAAAAACAAUUGAAAGAUCGUGUAGUUGAUCGUGACUUGCAAGUGAUCAAUGUUUUAAGAACUCGUGAUUUUUGUCAGAAAUGUUUCCUUCCAACAAUCUUCCAGUCACAUAUUAUCCUCCUUAAUAACAUUUAAAUUAUAAGUACAAGCUGAACCAUGGGCAGUGACAUAAUGGGUCCAGAUAAUCAUGUAUUUUUAACAUACAUUAAUCUCACACUGGAAGUCUUUCUUCAAAAUCUUUUAGAUUUAAUCCACCGGAAAUACUUGUAGAAUCUCAUUUUCUUGAAACAAUAUGUCACAUCUGUCAUGGCUAAAAAUGAAGCAAAAGGACAAUGGAGUUGGUAUGAUCAUUCAGACAUUGUCAGUUGCUAAAAUAUUGUUACAAUAAAAAUGGUCGCAGGAAAAAUAAUCACCAGUUGCCUUGUAGAUGUAAUCUGAGGUAGGAACAUUAUAAAGGACAUAACUCAUUUCCUUUCCUCUUUUGGUCCAGUCUGAGCUUGCUUUCCAUCUCCAGUGACCUCAUGUUCUGGAGGACUACAGUUCAAAUCCCUGUCAAAACAUCCAUAUGCAGGUUCUCUGUGGUUUUUCUUAAUUACUUAAGGCAAAUGUUUGGAUGUUUCCUUUGAAAAUGACACAGUCAGUCAGUUUCUCUCCAAUCCGUCUGCAGCUCAUGGUCUAGUGGCUAGCAUUGCUGCCUCUGUAUCACGGGGUCCCGUGUUCGAUUCCCAGUCAGGUUGGGGGUUUUCUCUGCCCAUGGACUGGGAGUUUGUGUUGUCCUCAUCAUUUCAUCAUCAUCAUCAUCAUCAUCAUCAUUCAUGACAAUAGCUAGAUUGGACUGUGUACAAAUUGGACUGUGUACAAAUUGGACUGUGUACAAAUUGGACUGUGUACAAAUUGGACUGUGUACAAAUUGGACUGUGUAAAAAUUGGGACUUUGUAUGGGCACUGUUGGCCAUGCAGUUGAGUGCUCCACAAACCAAUCAUCAUCAUCAUUUCUCCAAUCCAAGCUUGUGAUUCUCCUUUAAUGACCUCAACAUUGAUGGGACAUGAAAAACUCAAAUAUUCCUUCCUUCAUUCAUUCAUGAUCUGAAGAGAAAGUAUGGUUGUAUUAAAUACCUUUGACAUAACAGAACGGACAUUACACGAGUAAUUAUGGUGUGAUCCAUAGGGCCAGAGAGGGACAAAAAAUGGCUGAUUAUGGUGUGAUCCAUUUGAAUGACCAUGAAAAGAAAGGAGAUGUAAAGCAAUCAAUGGUAAUGUGAAUUGAAGCAUGCAAAGUAAUGAGAACAAACAUUGUUAGAGGAAUAGAACAGUACACAUGGAAAAAUUACAGUGGUAACAAAGUGGGAGCUGACACGUCUAUUUGUUACAUUUUAUUCUGUAAAAGAAACAGUAAGUAGGAAAUAUUUAAAAUCCUUGCAGGCAGAACUGAGUCUUAUAAUUACUGCUUCAUCUCCCUCAGAUUUCCCCAGUGACUGAGAUCUCUCUCACGAAACCAUCUUAGCAUUCAGGGAAAACUUUGAAAAUGUAAAUGAGCUGUGGCAGUCACAUAUAUAACAACAGAUGUUCUUAUUAGUGCAUUUUGUGUUCCACUGUUGCAUUUCCUCACUUAACACUGGCAUUGUGUUAAAAAGCAAGUAUUAAGCUUUCUUUUUAUUUUGAAUCUACUUUCCCUGUUUCAUUUGGCUGGAAAUCACUAAGCAUAUUAAAUUAAGAUUUCCAAGUGACAUUACCAUUUUAAAAAGGUAUUUUGUAACUCAGCUUCAGUUAUUUUCUGUUUGUUAUUAAAGAUAAAUGGCUAGAAGAAUGAAGUCCAGACUACAGUCUUGGUUUUGGCAUAAUGUGUUUUAUGCUAUACUACAAGCUCACAGGACCCAAUAAAAUGUAAAAUGCAGACAUGCAACCAAUCCCAAAUUAAUUACGUACUAACUGCUGGUAUUAAAUAGAGGCACAUCACCUCCAGAACAUCAAAGCACUGGAUCAUGUUUAUCAUUUAAGUAAAGCUUGUGAAUGCUGUAUUAUUACUUAUUUAAAUGGUUUGGUUACAAACAUUAACUUCCUUCCCUUGCAUUUGUGAACUACAUGUUACAUUAAGAGACAGCUUUUUUCAGUAAGACAGAUUUUUUUUUUUAGGUUGUUUAUCUAGUGGCCAAUUAAAUAUGGAGACUGGAGUGU